CUGAUCAGGCUUAGGAUUCGUCAAUUUCGUAACCUUAACCCUAAUAUGCAACCCCAGACAAAAGGUAUACGCACGUUCAACGGUUCCCCUCAUCAAUUUGUUACUCCACCUUUCCUCCAUGGACACUACGGAGCUCGAGACAUAUCAAGUUCAGCUCUCUCAGGUCGAGCUCGCACUCCAAUCUGAUCCUGACAAUGCCGAACUCCUCUCCCUCCGUUCAGAGCUGCAAGAACUUAUCUCUCUCACCCAACAGUCACUUGCCCAAGCUGCUUCCUCAUCGCGCGUAGACUCUGUGCGUAAAUCAGCAAAUUCAACACCCUCACACACAUGGACCGCAGGGAGCGACUGUCUUGCUAAAUACUCGGGUGAUGGCAGUUGGUAUCCUGCACGAAUUACCAGUGUGGGUGGCUCUGCAGAGAACCCUGUAUACAGUAUCAUGUUCAAAGGCUACAAUACCACGGAGUUGAUAAAAGGGUCAGAAAUAAAGCCGCUACCACCAAAUCACCAGGAGAAAGCAUCAGCGCCGAGCAAAAGGAAGCUGACCAAGGCUGAGGAUGAGGAGAGGGAUCGGAAGAAGAAGCGCAAUGAGAAGAAACUCGAGGUCAAGGCUGCCAAAGCUAAGGAACAACUUGUUAAACAAGCAACGUGGCAGAAGUUUGCCAAGAAGUCUGAGAAGAAGGGUGUCCAUAUUGCCGGUGUGGCGGGGACCAGCAUCUUCAAGACGCCCGACAACCCAUUAGGUCGUGUCGGCGUUACUGGCAGUGGAAAAGGAAUGACGGAAGUCGCUAUUCGAGGCAAGCAUAAAUUUGCGCCAACCGACGAACCAAAUGCGUAGUGGCACAGUUGAAGUCCUCCAUAUAUAUCGUGAACUUUCCAUCAAACUGUAUUAGAUGCCCGUUGAUGAUUCUGUGUUUCCCGUGAAUAGCAGGUUUCGCUGGCAGAGACUGGUGUCAAUGAC
Molecule: messenger RNA, 958 nt
Organism: Suillus paluster
Lineage: Eukaryota; Fungi; Basidiomycota; Agaricomycetes; Boletales; Suillaceae
Exons: 3
Coding region: 119-835 (238 amino acids)
Biological process (GO): negative regulation of DNA-templated transcription
Molecular function (GO): DNA-binding transcription factor activity
Source: RefSeq, a predicted model, not a curated record